Symbiodinium sp. CCMP2456 is the source of this 413-nucleotide messenger RNA. NCBI's taxonomy places the organism in Eukaryota, Dinophyceae, Suessiales, Symbiodiniaceae. The record is from the annotation of a GenBank genome assembly.
AUGGAGCACGCCGACAAGGAGAUGGCCAUCCUAGCGGCGAAGGAGGCGGCGGAGGUUUUUGGAAAGGAGACGCCAGACGAGGAGAAGAGCAAGGCCUCGCGUCGGGAGUCGGACCAGGAGUUGGAGACGAACGACGGCCGGAAGGAUACAACGUGGAUGUUGUUUGCGGACACGCAGGAGCAUGGGAUCAUCCAGCUGCUGCAGCAGAAGGCGGCCCAAUGGCAGAAGCUUUAUCAGGAGAAGAAGGUUACCACGAGCCUUCGAGUGGUACUCCUGAUAGGGGUCUUUCAGGAGCUCAGUCAGCGACUGACGGCACUGAUGCAGGAUCAGGACAAGCUCACCAAGAUGCACACUGUCGGCUGGUUGGUCGAGGGCGAGAACGCCCUGAAUCCCAAGUGGGUCUACCAGCAAUG